UGUCUAACCCCCCCCCCCCAAAAAAACAGGAAAGUAAGGUUCAGCCAAUGAGCGGCCUUGCUAAAGUCGUCUCAAACUUGAGUUGGGAGGCAAGUGCCCCCGCGCUCCCGUCGCCGCGUUUGGAUAAGGGGCCGCAGGUGGUGGAAGGGCGCAGCGGGAGCGCAUUGUCUUCAUGCAAAACUUUGUUUUCACCGGACUGCGUGGCUAUUGUGUGCGCCUCGGCAUAUAUGGAGGUACAAGUGGUGCCACGGAGGUGCUCGGGCGUUUAAGGAGAGCGGGGUUUUGUUGCGUGUGAUUUUUUUUUUCUCUCCUCGUUUUAGAAAACGGCUCGCGUCUUUCUCCACGAAACCUCUCGCCCUCCGCCCGUCGCCAUGAGUUGCCUUGAUGUGAUGUACCAAAGUUAUGGAGCGCACUAUAUCCCCGCCUCGCAAGUGGCCGCAGCGGCGGCGUACAAAGCGGCGUGCUAUCGCCACCAGCAGCCGCCGCUGCACCACCACCACCACCAGCAGCACCAGCAGCACCAGCAGCAGAAGAAGCCCGGUGGGUGCAGUAAGAUGCAGGAGUGCGUGGAGCAGCAGCAGCAGCAGCAUUGCCCAGGGGGCAGUCGGCAGCAGCGAGGGGGGAUGCUGCCCAGGGAACAGGACCUCCCGCGGACCUCGGGGGCACCGGCGACUGGGUCUGGUGGUGGACCCGCCUCAGAUUUAACCAGUAAGGACGGCAGCCAGCCAGCGGAGGCGGAGUACCUGAGCUCCCGCUGUGUCCUGUUUACGUAUUUCCAAGGCGACAUCGGGGAUGUGGUGGAUGAGCACUUUUCCCGGGCUCUCAGCCAACCCGGCAUCUUCAGCGGGGAGACCAAACCCAUUAGGGUCACCCAGUCACCGGCUUCGGCUGCCAGCGGCUUAUGGAAAGAUGGCGCCCCUCCCCCCGAGGGCCAGUGCAGCUCCCUUUCCUCCCCGGCUUGGAACAGUGCCUACCCAUCCCAGGCCAGUCCCUGUCUCCCCUCUGUUUCUGUCUCCAUUCGUCCGGACUUCUCUCCCAGUCCCGUGCCCUUCCAUUCUGCUGAUGGAGCCCUGUGGGCAGGGCACCCCAUCUCCCAGGCCGGCCUUCAACCUCCAGCACCCCUCCCCGACACUUGGACCUACAGUCUCAGCCCCCAAAGCACGGGAGGCUACACCCACAUUCACGACGUCUAUUCUCACCCCCACACACACGUACAUGCCCGACACCCCCACACUGUGAUCCACUCCUACCCAGCCCACAGCCCAGCCCUGGACCCCAGGUUCAGCUCUCUGCUGCUGCCUGGAGUCAGGAGCCACAGCCAGCCGGUCCUCAGCCCACGCAGCCACGGUGAGGGGAAAAAGGCGGCGAUAGACCCCAGCACCUCCUCCGCUGCCUGGCCAACAUCGGCACCGGAAGUCUACGACUCAGCUGUGGAUCCGGAGAAAGUCAAGGCCUCGGGCUGGUUCUGACACGCCGAGCCAGGGAGCGGUUAUCACUUGCGCGGCUAUCUAUCACUGUGACGGAAUUCCUGGAGAAGUCUCCGGAUAAAACCUCCCGCACUGUACAGACAAUGGAUGUUUCCGGAUCCUGUAGCAGAUUGUAGCACUGACCACUUGACUCAGGAGCGCUCGGGGAGACCGUAGGAGGCGAGUGUGAUGCUCUUGCUGCAGAUCGAGGCCUCGUGGCGGGCGGCGCGAGGAGGCCGCUUACUGUGUACAGUAAGUCUUGGACCUGCGUUCUUACUUCUCGUGUAACGCGGGACGCGUGGUUCUGUUUCAGGGACCUGGUUUUUUGAGGUUUUCCACACACUGUUUUGUACGAGAAGAUGGUCAUGCCGUGAAUAAUUUUGUAUACAGUUUUUGUUGUUGUUGUUGUGUGAAUUUGUUGUUGGCUAGCUUUGUCCUGUUACUUGUUGCCGAAAUUCUGCCAUUGCUUCUUCUGCCUCUGGGUGAACAUGUCUUAAUGUGGUCGUGUAUAGUGUAAAUACAAGUACCUGUACAUAAUAAAAAACA
Molecule: messenger RNA, 2012 nt
Organism: Lampris incognitus (smalleye Pacific opah)
Lineage: Eukaryota; Metazoa; Chordata; Actinopteri; Lampriformes; Lampridae
Gene: vgll3
Product: vestigial-like family member 3
Exons: 4
Coding region: 372-1469 (365 amino acids)
Biological process (GO): regulation of transcription by RNA polymerase II
Cellular component (GO): nucleus
Source: RefSeq, a predicted model, not a curated record